Molecule: messenger RNA, 795 nt
Organism: Hypomesus transpacificus
Lineage: Eukaryota; Metazoa; Chordata; Actinopteri; Osmeriformes; Osmeridae
Product: semaphorin-7A-like
Exons: 6
Coding region: 1-780 (259 amino acids)
Biological process (GO): positive regulation of ERK1 and ERK2 cascade; integrin-mediated signaling pathway; positive regulation of macrophage cytokine production
Molecular function (GO): integrin binding; chemorepellent activity; semaphorin receptor binding
Source: RefSeq, a predicted model, not a curated record
AUGACUCUAACAGCCAAAGGUACUACUGAUAAUGAGCAGCUCUACACCACUCGGUCUGGUACUGAGGGCUCAGUAGGCAUCUACAGGUUUGGAAAGACCAAAACGACCCCCAAGGACAGUCAUACAGAGCUGAGGUAUUUGAGUCUGGUGGUGAGUGGCCCAAGAGAAGACCGUCUGCAAGACAAACUGUAUGCCUUUUACAUGGAAAAAAAUGAUGAUCUUAAACGUGACUCUGAACUGUGGAUUCCCAGGGUGGCCCAGAUCUGCAUGGCUGAUGUGGGUGGACCCAAGGGGAUCUUGCAGUACUCCUGGACAUCCCAGCUGAGAGCCCGGCUAUGGUGUGGUGACCAGACCAGCAAGCAGUAUUUCAGCCAGCUAGUAGAUACAGCCACUCUGAAAGCAGAGCGCUGGCAGGACACCAGGAUCUAUGGACUCUUCAGAAACACCUGGGGUGUGAGUGCCGUGUGUGUCUACACCAUGAAAGAUAUUGACAGUGUAUUUAAGGCCUCCAACUUCAAGGGAUACGAAGGGACCAUCCCGAGCCCACGACCUGGAAUAUGCAUCCAAGACAGCACUAAACUCGACCACAAUUUAGUGAAGCUGGUGAACGACCACAAUGAAAUGGUGGAUUGGGUUAUGCCAACUGGCAACACCAGACCUCUCCUCGUUCACCACCACAAUUACACACACAUCCUGGGGGAUCGGGUCCAAACCGCCGAUGGUAGACGACACACGGUCCUGUUCUUAUCCACAGGUAAGAGAAGCUACAGGCACCAUUAAAGAGUAUGUCUGAUU